Molecule: messenger RNA, 2220 nt
Organism: Ziziphus jujuba (common jujube)
Lineage: Eukaryota; Viridiplantae; Streptophyta; Magnoliopsida; Rosales; Rhamnaceae
Product: AAA-ATPase At2g46620
Exons: 1
Coding region: 400-1824 (474 amino acids)
Molecular function (GO): ATP binding; ATP hydrolysis activity
Source: RefSeq, a predicted model, not a curated record
UAAUUAAUAGGUCCACAGUCUUUGGUCGUACAUUCACAGCCAGACCCAACCAGGGCCAACUUCAUUUUCUUCAUCCCCUGUUUUCUCUUCUAGUGGGUUUGACCGAUUAAACUUGCCGGCUUUCAGAGCUGUACCCAAAGUUCCCCACCAUUUUUCCCAACCUCCAUAAAUUGACCUGCACUAUUUUUUCUCUUUUUUCAAGCUCCAUCCAUUCUGUAAUCUUUUUUUCUCUCUAAACCCAUUUUUUUAUUUUAUUUUUUUUCCAUGUUUUCAUCAAAACUCUUUCUUGUUGUAUAUAUGAAUUUCAAGCUCACCAAAAACAUUGAACAACCAUAAUUCUGUUAGAAACCCUUUUUUUUUUUUGGCAAGCUCUGUGGUUUUCCAUUUUAUAUCAUCGUCAUGGUUUUGGGUAGUUUGAUAUUUUGCUUCGUCUCCUUCAUAGCUCUUUUCUUCGUUGUUAAAUUCUUGUCAAAAACCUCUUUGAUUUUCUUACUUGUUAAAGCUUGGCACUCAUUCACAGACCAUUUUCAUGUAUAUCAAUUCUACAAAGUCCCACAGUUCAACGAGCAUUUCCAAGAAAACCAACUCUACCGCAAGAUUUCAACAUACUUGAAUUCUCUCCCUUCAGUUGAAGACUCCGAUUUCACAAACCUCUUGUCCGGGUCAAAAUCCAACGACAUAUUCUUCCACGUCGACCCGACCCAAUUGGUCCAGGACAAUUUUCUCGGCGCUCGAGUUUCAUGGACGAACCAGAAAUCGUCGGAGCCAGAUGGGUCCCGAUCGUUCGUGCUGAAAAUCAAGAAGAGCGACAAGCGGAGAGUUUUCCGACAGUAUUUCCAGCACAUUCUCUCUGUUUUCGACGAUAUUGACCAGAGGAAGAAGGAGCUUAAGCUCUACAUGAAUUCCAUCAGCAAUUCCGAUCGAGACGAACGGUGGAGAUCGGUUCCGUUCACUCAUCCGGCGAGCUUCGACACCGUAGUCGUCGAUUCUGAUUUGAAAAACAAAGUCAAAUCCGACCUCGAACAGUUCAUGAAGUCCAAACAGUAUUAUCACAGGUUAGGCCGUGUUUGGAAACGAAGCUAUUUGCUUUACGGUCCUUCGGGCACAGGAAAAACCAGUUUCAUUGCCGCCAUGGCUAAGUUCCUCUGCUACGACGUCUACGAUAUCGACAUGUCGAGGAUAUCAGACGACUCAGAUUUAAAGAUGCUUCUUCUGCAAACAACUUCUAAGUCGUUGAUCGUGGUGGAGGAUCUUGAUCGCAUUCUGAUGGGGAAGUCAACGGGCGUGAGCAUGUCGGGGCUGUUGAAUUUCAUGGACGGGAUUAUAUCGUGUUGCGGUGAAGAGCGUGUUUUGGUAUUCACGAUGAACGGUAAAGAUCAGAUUGAUCAAGCGGUUAUGAGGCCGGGACGUAUAGACGUUCACAUACACUUCCCUCUAUGCGAUUUUUCUGCGUUCAAGAGCUUGGCGAACAGUUACUUGGGUGUGAAGGAGCACAAGCUGUUUCCUCAGGUGGAAGAGAUUUUCCAAACCGGGGCGAGUUUGAGUCCGGCUGAGAUCGGGGAGAUCAUGAUCUCGAAUCGGACCUCGCCGAGUCGGGCUUUGAAAUCGGUUAUUUCCGCUUUGCAAAGCGUUAAUGAAGGGAGACAGAGAUUGAGUAAUAGUGGAUCGGGUCGGUCGGAUUCGGGUGAACCCGGAGCUUUGUUUUGCCGGGAGAGUGUCCACACGGUGAGGGAGUUUCGGAAUCUGUAUGGGCUUUUUCGGUUGGGGAGUAGGAGGAAAGAGGAGCCUUGGGAUUUGGGCCCCACAGAGAAAGACAACGCAUAAGAAAUAUUAUUAUAUGGCUGGAGAACUUCGGGGCUCCCAAUUAUUGUCUAUCAGAAUUUUCGGAAGGUUUUUUUUUUUUUUUUUUUUUUAAAUUAUUUUUUUAUUUGUUACUAAUGUAAAAGUAAUAUCACACAGAGUAGAAAUUGUAAGUUAAUGUGUAUAAGAUGUUGGGUCUCAAUCAGGAAAUAUUUGAUUGAGAAGUCCUUUGGUACAAGUAUUGUUUUAUGCUUGUCUAUUCUCUCAGUUGCUUAUACUUUGGGUAUGAAUUUUUCGCCCAUUUUUUGACUUUUGCCAUACACCAAAAAAAAAAAAAAGAUGAAUGACUUUAGCUGUAAUCCAAUUUUAUUUAUUUUUUUUUUUGGGGCCAAGUAAACCAAAAAAAAAAAAAAAAAAAAA